UAUCUUUUGGUUGGAGGCAGGGGCGGACUGACCAUUUGGAAACUCGGGCACUGCCUGAGGGCCCGGGGUCAGUAGGGGGCCCCAUGAAAUGCCCCCCUGGUACCUUUUUCAUAGGCUUCUUUGAGUUUGGGCAAGGACACAGGGGCCCCAUGAUCUCCUAUUGCCCCGGGGGCCCCAUGAGUUGUCAGUCCGCCCCUGGUUGGAGGUUACUUGCCCUUUUAUCGGGGGGUGAUUUGGAGGUCCAUUUUCUUUAGUUUUUAUGGGUAUGUAGGGGGCCCCAUGAGAUGCCCCUGGUACCUUUUUUAUAGGCUUUUUUGAGUUUGGGCAAGGACACAGGGGCCCCAUGAUCCUAUAUUGCCCGGGGGCCCCAU
Molecule: messenger RNA, 371 nt
Organism: Staurois parvus
Lineage: Eukaryota; Metazoa; Chordata; Amphibia; Anura; Ranidae
Source: the annotation of a GenBank genome assembly